GAGGUAAGCCGCGCUCCCGCGUGUUUCAGCUGAAGAAAUGUUUGUUUUUAAUCAUUUAAAGUUUAAACACGAUACAGCGCGGUCAGUCUACUUUUUGGUUUUUACAAGCGUUGUUGAGUCAAUGGAUUGUUACUGAAUGUAACACUGUAAUAGUUUAGCUGACAAUAAUGAACGUUAUUGCGUGAGUAAUGCACAUCCACACGAGAAAACAGAAAAGGUGCGUCUCAUUUCGCUGCUUAUAUUAUGAAUCAGAUUAACGUAAACACAAAUUCAUUCACUGAUGGAGAAACGGAUCUUUUCAGAACGCCAGAUCAAUUGAAUCAAGUGAUUCACAAAUGAUUCACUGUUUUGAAGCGUUGGAAUCACCGAACGCUGACGAGACCUGCUGCUCAAACACUGACUGUGAAACAACGAACGUGUGUAAUGAACUUUCACAAACAAUACCAAUUUUCUAAUUCUAAGUAAUAAGUAAUGUAUUAAACGGAAGAACAUUGAAGGAACAUUCAGAAUCAAACAUGAAGAUACUGAGGAACACACAGAAAUGCUAUUUAUUAAAGAGGAGAGUGAAGGCACGAAGAGUGAAGAAGCAUUCAGAGUCCACCAUGAAGAUACAGAGGAACAAACAGAUCUGAUGGCGCUGAAAGAGGAGAGUCAGGAACUGAAUGAAACACAAGAGAAAGCUCAAAAUGAGAAACAUCGUUUCAAAACUGAAGAAAAAUCAAUUCGCUGUUCAAACACUGAAGAGAGUUUUUUACGGAAAAAAGCUCAAAAACCACAAUCUACAAACCUUAAUCCCCGCUUGAGAAUUUAUACUAGAAAGAGCCUUUUCACCUGCCAAGAAUGUGGAGAAAUUUUCAGUCAAAAAAGAAGCUUUAAAGUCCACAUGAAAAUUCACAUUGAAAAGAAGCCGUUAAUAUGCCCUCAGUGUGGAAAGUGUUUUACACAGAAAAAAAACCUUAAUGCCCACAUGAGAAUUCACACUGGAGAGAGACCUUACAUCUGCCAACUGUGUGGGAAGAGUUUCUCAGUAAAUGGAAAUCUUAAAAAUCACAUGAGAAUUCACACGGGAGAGAGACCGUUCACAUGUGAUCAUUGUGGAAAGGGUUUUAAACAGAAAAGUCUCCUUACUACCCACAUGAGAAGUCACACUGGAGAGAGACCCUACAUCUGUAAUCAAUGUGGAAAGAGUUUCAAACAUAAAGUAAGCUUUAAUAGUCACAUUAAGAUUCAUUCCAGAGAGAGUAGUUUUAUAUGUCAUCAGUGCGAAAUGUGUUUCACAGAGAGGGAAGUCCUUAAGAAUCAUGUGAAAAUUCACAUCGGAGAAAAGCCUUUCAUGUGCCAUCACUGUGGAAAGAGUUUCACAAACAAUGCAGACCUUGAGGAUCACGUGACAGUUCACACUGAAGAGAAACUUUACAUCUGUAACUAUUGUGGAAAAAGUCUCAGACAUAGAGAAAGUCUUAAUUAUCACGUAAAGAUUCACUAUAGAGAGCAGAGUUUUAAAUGUCAUCAGUGUGAAAUGUGUUUCAUAGAGAUGGAAGUCCUUAAAAAUCAUGUGAAAAUUCACUUUGGGGAAAAGCGUUUCAUGUGCCAUCACUGUGGAAAGAGUUUCACAAACAAUGCAAAUCUUGAGGUCCACAUGAGAAUUCACACUGGAGAGAAGCCUUUCACGUGCAAUCAGUGUGGAAAGAGUUUCGGGGUUAAAGGAAACUUAAAGACUCACAUGAGGAUUCACACUGGAGAGAAGCCGUUCGCAUGUCUUCAGUGUAAAAUGAGUUUCACAUAUACCACAGAUCUGAAACGUCAUUUGCAAACUCAUACUGUAAAGAAAUAGCCAUUUUCCUCAGUGUGACAAGUGUUUUAGAAAAAAGUCUGGAGGAAGACUAGAGAGGCACAGAAUCCAAUCUGCUUGAAGUCCAGUGUGAAGUUUCUAAAGUCAGUGAUGAUUUGGGCUGCCGUGACAUCUGCAGGUGUUGGGCUACUGUGUUUUAUCAAGUGCAAAGUCAAUGCAGGCGUCUACCAGCAGGACUUUAGCAGCUACCCACAGUGCAAAAAAGAAAAAAAUCUGAAGGUUCAAUAGUGCCUCAGCAGUGCCACAAGCUGAUCACUUCCAUGCCACACCUCACUGAUGCUGUAAUUUAUGCUAGGAGCAAGUAAUUUGCUGUAAUUUGUGCUACCGUCCAAAUAUUGAGUGCAUAAAUGAACAUACUUUAAAAAACAUGAAUCAGGCUUUUUUUUUUAUUGAUCUUAGGAAAUAUUGUAAUUAAUCUUUACAUGAAAAUUCACACGAGAGAAAAACCUUAUACCUGCAAACUGUGUGGAAGGAGUUUCUCAAGAGACAGAAGCCUCACGGAUCACAUGAGGAUUCACACUGGAGAGAGACCUUACAAGUGUCUUCACUGUGAGAAGAGUUUCAGACAUCAAACUAGAAUGAAAUGUCAUUUGCUAACUCAUUCUGGAAGGAAACUGCCGUUUUCCUCAGAGUGACAGAUUUAGAUAAAGCAGCAGUUUCUACAAUCAUCAGUGCAUUUAUCCUUGAGGACAAUUCAAUUUUGGUCAGAGAAUGAAAAUUUGUUUUGCCAUCACACUUAAAAGGUUACUCCACCCCAAAAUGAAACAUUGAAAAUAGUUCAGCUGUGCAUAUAAAACUAUGAUUGUAUGUUACAAAACAUGAGAAAAAUAAAGACUGGAAAUAUUAAAAACAUAUAUAACCUCACAUUUACCAUGUGUCUCUAACUGUUGUCAACGGCUAAGU
This is a messenger RNA of Labeo rohita (rohu), 2755 nucleotides long. RefSeq names its product gastrula zinc finger protein XlCGF8.2DB. Gene Ontology annotation, biological process: regulation of transcription by RNA polymerase II. Lineage: Eukaryota; Metazoa; Chordata; Actinopteri; Cypriniformes; Cyprinidae. The transcript is spliced from 2 exons. Gene Ontology annotation, molecular function: RNA polymerase II cis-regulatory region sequence-specific DNA binding; DNA-binding transcription factor activity, RNA polymerase II-specific. The record is from RefSeq and is a predicted model, not a curated record. The coding region runs from base 542 to 1834 and encodes 430 amino acids.